AUGACGACCAGCAGCAGCAAGCGAGGCCACCUCAUCGUCUUCGAGGGCCUUGACCGCUCGGGCAAGAGCACACAAUGCGAGCGUCUGGUGGAAUACCUCCAAUCUCAGGGGCAAAAAGUCGAACAUGCCCGGUUUCCCAACAGGUCCACUGUCAUUGGACAGAUGAUCAAUAACUACCUGACCGGAACGAGUCAGCAAGAAGACCACGCUAUACAUCUCCUGUUCUCUGCAAACAGGUGGGAGGCGGCGGAGAAGAUUAAGUCUUCGAUCGAGUCUGGUACGACGGUGGUGAUUGAUAGGUACUACUAUUCUGGCUGUGUCUACUCCGCCGCGAAACGGAACCCGACCAUGGACCUUGCAUGGUGUAGACACAUGGAGGUCGGACUGCCUCGGCCAGAUCUGUGCUUGUUUCUGGAUAUCACCGCGGAGAAAGCUGCUAUUCGCCGCGGGUUUGGCACGGAGAGAUACGAGAAGCAGGAGAUGCAGGAUCGCGUGAGGGAGCUGUUCGCGGAGAUGAGGACUCACCCGGACGAGGAAGAGGAUAUUGUGGUCAUUGACGCAGGUGGGACUGUGGAGCAAGUGGAAGCUGCGAUUCAGACGACGGUGAAGCGACGAUUAGGUGAAGUGGAGGCGGAAUCAAGACCUUUGAGAUUCAUUCAGCCCUGGUGA
This is a messenger RNA of Zasmidium cellare ATCC 36951, 669 nucleotides long. RefSeq lists its product as uncharacterized. Lineage: Eukaryota; Fungi; Ascomycota; Dothideomycetes; Mycosphaerellales; Mycosphaerellaceae. Gene Ontology annotation, cellular component: cytoplasm; cytosol; nucleus. The record is from RefSeq and is a predicted model, not a curated record. Gene Ontology annotation, molecular function: dTMP kinase activity; ATP binding. Bases 1 to 669 code for a protein of 222 amino acids. The transcript has a single exon. Gene Ontology annotation, biological process: dUDP biosynthetic process; dTDP biosynthetic process; dTTP biosynthetic process.